AUGACGUCCCUCCCGCGCAUUGAGCAGGCUCGGAUGCAGAAGCAGGUAUCUCUCCCCGAGUUCAGAAAACUUACCGGUCAUGUGGCCGUGGGAGGGCAGUGCCUGUCUCAGGGCCUGAUGCCUGGGGACGAUGAGACCACCGUCUCGAAAUGGUCUCCCUUCGCCAUUGGAAACCCCAGAGUCGAGACGGUGAAGGAUCUGAUCUCCCUGCAUUCCAAAGGGGGCAUCGGUGCCCCAUGGGCGGAAGAUCGCUCACGCCCGAUCGCGGGAAUCGACAUCGCCCAGCGAGGUGGCUCCUACUCGUCCUACUUUGCGUUGACCGACCACCGGCGCCGGCACACACGCUGCCCCAACGGGCCUGAGGCUUGCUUCGACCAGGUCAAGGGUCCGCCCAUCACAUCCUACGAUGUGGGCUUCUACCCGCAAGAGUUGCGCCCACCCAGGUAUCCGAUCUCCUCCACGUGGAUAUCGCGAAGUGCGUCGGAGUUGCAGAAGACCAUGAAGAAUCUGAAGGGGCGCUAG
Symbiodinium sp. CCMP2592 is the source of this 522-nucleotide messenger RNA. The record is from the annotation of a GenBank genome assembly. NCBI's taxonomy places the organism in Eukaryota, Dinophyceae, Suessiales, Symbiodiniaceae.